UUUGAUGCGUCUUCUGCAGUAGAAGAGUCAGCUCUGUUGGUUCAGUGAUUACCACACUAUGUAUCCUGUGGUAAACUAACCAGCCACUCCAGUACAGGCUGUUGAAGAAACGUUUGUUCUAUUUUGGGACAUGCUUAGUCAUCCCUGUUUUGGCCUCUUAACAGGUUACAGGCAUUACUUGUUUUUCUUUCCUAGUAAAGCUGAUGAAUAAGUUAAUCAGAAGGCCAGUUUCUGAGAAAAAGUAAAAUGCUUUCUAUGGGGACUUCAGCUUCUGAUGCCAAGACUCUUUUGAAGACUUACUUUGUUGCUUGGCUUAAAGGAAGAUGAUGUUGUUAAUGAAUUCUGAGCAUCCUUCAGGACGCUGGUGAUCCUUCUAUUGUUGGUGAAUGCUGUCAUGGACAACUUUCAAAGGCUCUUUUCCAAAACACCACAAGCAGUUAAUGCACCUUAUAAAGGACUCCUGACCUUUCGCAUCUUCCCAAGUCAGAUCUAGAUGUCACCAGUGUUUCCCAUGUUAACAGUUCUGAGCAUGUUUUACUAUAUGUGCCUUCGGCGCCGAGCUCGGACAGCGACUAGAGGAGAAAUGAACAGCCGAAGGGCUAUUGAAUCAAACACCCGAGCCUUACCUAUCAAUGUUGAACUAGUUCAGUACGCCAAAGAAGUGUUGGAUUUCAGCUCUCACUAUGGUAGUGAAAACAGCAUGUCGUAUACCAUGUGGAAUUUAGCAGGUAUUCCUAAUGUGUACCCUAGUUCUGGUGACUUUACUCAGACUGCUGUCUUUCGAACUUACGGAACCUGGUGGGAUCAUUGCCCUAGUGCUCGGCUGCCAUUCAAGAGGACACCACCAACCUUCUGUAGCCAGGAUUAUGUGGAACUUGCUUUUGAGGAACCAGUUUAUCCCACUGCAGUGCACAUUCUGGAAACAUAUCAUCCUGGAGCUGUAGUCAGGAUUUUGGCAUGCUCUGCAAACCCUUACUCACAAAAUCUGCCAGCUGAAGUAAGAUGGGAGAUCCUUUGGUCCGAGGCACCUACAAAGGUGAAUGGUCCUCAGGCACGGCAGUUCACACCUUGUAUCAAACAGAUAAACUUUCCCACAAACUUAAUCCGACUGGAAGUGAACAGCUCUCUUCUGGACUAUUACACUGAAUUGGAUGCAGUAGUACUACAUGGUGUGAAAGAGAGACCUGUGCUUUCACUUAAGACUUCAAUGAUUGAUAUGAAUGAUAUAGAUGAUGAGGAGGAUGAAGAAAAGUAUGGCUGUGGAAUGGACACCCUGAAUAAACAGUUCAGCAUUGUUACCCUCAGGGAAUGGCCAACUAACGGAUAUUUUGAUAAACUGCCUUAUGAGCUCAUCCAGUUGAUUUUGAGUCAUCUUACAGUACCAGACCUGUGUAGACUAGCGCAAACUUGUAAGCUACUAUAUCAACAUUGCUGUGAUCCUCUACAGUACAUUCAUCUCAGUUUACAACCUUACUGGGCAAGGAUUAAUGACACAUCUCUGGAAUACCUGCAGUCUCGUUGCACUCUCAUCCAAUGGCUGAAUUUAUCUUGGACUGGGAACAGGGGAGCCAUCUCUGUUUCUGGAUUUAGCAGGUUCUUGAAAGUUUGUGGCUCUGAACUAAUACGUCUUGAGCUGUCCUGUGGCCAUUUCCUCAAUGAAACAUGCUUGGAGGUCAUUACUGAAAUGUGUCCCAAUCUUCAGGAAUUAAAUCUCUCAUCAUGUGAUAAAAUACCACCUCAGGCUUUCAACCACAUAGCCAAAGUGGGCAGCCUAAAGCGUCUCAUUCUCUAUCGAACAAAGGUGGAGCAAACAGCCCUGCUCAGUAUUCUGAACUUCUGCUCAGAAUUGCAGCACCUCAGCCUGGGCAGCUGCGUCAUGAUUGAAGACUAUGAUCUUAUAGCAAGCAUGAUGGGAGCAAAAUGCAAAAAGCUUCGUAGUCUGGAUUUGUGGAGAUGUAAAAACAUAACUGAAAGUGGAAUAGCAGAAUUGGCGUCAGGUUGCCAGCUUUUGGAGGAACUUGAUCUUGGCUGGUGCCCUACAUUACAGAGCAGUACAGGCUGUUUCACAAACCUUGCACGUAAACUCCCAAACCUGCAAAAGCUCUUUCUUACAGCCAACAGGUCUGUGUGUGACACAGACAUUGAGGAACUUGCUGCUAACUGUACGCAUUUACGGCAGCUGGAUAUAUUAGGGACAAGGAUGGUAAGCCCUGCAUCUUUAAGAAAAUUGCUGGAGUCUUGUAAAGAUCUUUCUUUACUCGAUGUGUCGUUCUGUUCGCAGAUUGACAAUAGAGUUGUCCUAGAACUGAAUGCCAACUUUCCUAAUGUGUUCAUAAAAAAGAGUUUCACUCAGUGACUCACUACUUAAGCUGCUGUGAAAUGCAUUUGACAGAGCUGUUUCCUGUGAAUUUGUGCUGACUUUUUUUAAGAAGACUAUAAAUCUGCUAUGAAAUAGUGGAAAGUAUUAAUUAUCUAAAAAAAAAAAAUAAAUGGGUAAAAUACAUAUUAAGUAAAUUGUGCGUUUCUUAAAGAGUUGAUAUUGCACCUAAGAAUUGUUUAACUCUGUAUUAAUUGGUGGCACUGCAUGUUUUUAAAUACCAGCCAUCUGUGUGGCUUUAAUGAGAAGGAAAUUAAUAAUGUUGUCUUAAAUGUCCCUUUAUAGAGUGUUACACACAAUAAAUUCUGUUUAUAUCUGGAUGGAAGCAGAAUUUCAAUAUUUAGCAGUAAGAAAAAAUGGGUGCUUCCUUUUUAUGUAUAAGUGUUUGUAUGUGUAUAUAUGAAUGUUUACAAAUGUAUUUGUAUAUACAUAGAUACUGUAGCAUUCUCGCUUAGUCUGCAGCAUAAGAUGUUAUGAUCUGGCCUAUAGUUAGUUGUUUGAAAACCUAUUUAUGAUUAUAAGAAUGGAUUGAAAAGGCACUUUGUCGUCUUCGGAUUUUUGGCAAUGAAUUGCAUCUGAUACGUUUUUCUCCCUUCCUUCACCUGAAAUAGAUGUUGUGAUGCUUUACAGUCCAGCCUAAGUGACACAACCAAUAAAUGAAAGAGUCUUCCACCUAACUUAGAGCAGAAUCAAAAGGGAAAAUUGCCAGAUGCUUCUUGGUAUUGGAUAUAAAGUUGGAGCCAGGUACUUAGUGUCAUAACUGGUAAUGUGUAGAAAACUCCAGAGCAAUUUUUGUUUCAAAUUUCUGUCACGGUCAAGACUUGAUUUGUGGCACAUCUGGUUAUCAUGCAGAGUACCAUGAAAAAUAGGGUAAUGCAUUACACUGGCAUCAAAUCUAUUGUCAAGUGUAAAACCAAACAUCUUUGUUCAGUAAAACAUCAGUGAAAAUAUAGUAUAGUGGGUUUGAAACAAGGGCAAUGUGAUUUGGUGAUUAAUAAUCACCAAACAUUAGCAUUGGAUUUGGUUUGGUUUUGGAUUUUUUUAGUUUGGUUUUCCAAGAGGUGAUCAGUCAAAGUACUAUUGCACUCUCUUUAGCACUGUUCAGCCUCUGAAGACGGAAAACUGUCAAUGGACAAAUUCUGAAGGUUUCUUCCUUUUGCACUUUCUUUGAUGAGGAUUUUCUCCUUUUUUUUCCUUUUUUUUUUUUUUCUUCCUUGAGUAAAACUGCUACAAUAUGUUGCUAUGUACAGCUUGAGUUUAGAAUUUUAUCUUUAUAGCUACUGUUGGUGAAUAUGGACCAUGAAAUAUAGCUUGUCAUUUGAUAUUAAUUCCACUAUUCUUGUAUUGAUGGCACUUAUUACCUACUGGAAUAAUAAGAAAAUUAUUUUGUCUGACAAAAGAACAUUAUUGCACUGAAGAUCACUGGCAAAGAAUACUUCAGUUUAUGCAGUAAAUAGCUGACUGCUACUAGAGGACUGCUAUGAAUCACUGAAGAUUUGACAAUCUCCAUGACUCCUGAAUGAACGCUUUGAACUCUUUGUGCUGGUGCCAAUACUUUAUAAACCAUGUCAUGAAACAGCUACAGAACAUUUAUCUAAUCUCAUAGAAUGACCUUUUUCAUCAGUUUUUUCAAUUUUACAGAAACUUUUGGGAAUUCCAGAUCCAAAGAAGGGCAUGCACAGUUGGCUUUUUGAUUUUUCUUCCACACAGAUGGCACUAUGGGAUUUCCAACUAGAUUAUGCCAUUCCAUUUUAUUUUUUCUUUCCCCAGAAAACUGGACAUUGUCAAGAGAUCUUUAGCUUGAUUUACAUUUUUUCCACACUGACAGUUGUCAGCUUUGGUGUGCUUCUAUAUGAGACCUCAUUUAUUUCAGUCAGGUUCGGGUUGAUUUAUUUGUCUGGGAACUUAAGCUUUUAACUUUUCUUUCCUGCAAGUAAUAUUUUUCCUUGUAAUUGAGUAUUAAACAUUAUUGUUUUAGAGAACACAGGUUCAGAUAAUGGGAGUUUACAAAGAACAGUGUUUCAAAACAAAUGCUUUAGUUGUGAAAUUUCACUUCUCAGGGUGCAUCUGUAUUUAUCUCCUUUUUUUCCUUAAUGAUCCUUGUUUUUCUCUGUAAAUAGAAUGGGAUGUGGAUGAAGUGAUAGCCAUUGUGCCUUCGAACUGGUAAACUUGGUAAAUAAUACAGUUUCACAUCUACAGCAUCAGUGAAUCAAAUAAGAGGUUUUGUAAUCAUGUAUGUGUAAAGGAUUUCAUUCUCUAUUGCUUUUUAGGUAGUAUAAAGGAGGUUUAAAUUGAUGUUUUGUUCAUACUAAAGGAUUUUUUUUUUCUUCCAUUGUGCCUUCAGUUUGAAAUUGGUUUUGUCAGGAAUCCUCUUGUCACUUGAAAGAUAAAUUGAAGUCUGCUUUUUAUUUGGACUAUUUAAAACUCAGCUAUUGCUAACACAAUUAAUUCAAAUAGCUGAGAAAUAAUUGGGAAAGACUUCCAUCUGUAGUUGUGGACUUUAAACUUCAAACAGCGGGUACGAAGCUCUUUUAGCUGUGGCUUUACAGGUCUUCCAGCAAAGAGAGCAUAGAUAGACCAGACUUGACAUUUCUAGUAUUUCCAGAGCAAAGACAGUAACAUGCUUUUAGACCUUCCUUAUACAUCACAAAGAAGCAAAAAUAGAUCACCGUCUUCUUAGUUGUACUAUUUUAUACUUGUGUGUGUAUAUGUAUACAUGUGUAUGCAUAAAUUAUAUAUACACACAUGUAUGUGUCUAGGAUUUUUUUGUAUGUGUGUACAUACUUAUAAGUCUCAAAGUUUUUCAUGUAGGAAUUACUUUUAUGAUGUGAAUGUAAUAGCAAAGGGUGUUUCAUGGCAGUUCUGUUUUCAACUGUUGUUUUACUGUACCUAGAGACUGAGUUCCUCUCCACCCAUGCAGCAGGAAAAGCCUGGGCAGGAGGUGUGCUAGAUUUCCUGUGAUGCUUUGCCUAAGUGCCUUUUGGUUUGUUUACAUGUGAAAGGUAUUACAGGGUAUUGUAGAGUGUGAGUGCAAAGUCCAAUAACUACUGCGGACUGUCUCCUUGUGAAGUAGUCAUACAGAGGGAAACUUACUCCAGUUUUAUUUAAUCCAAACUGAAUGAUGGCGAUUCCUUAGUUGGAGGAAUUUAAUUAUUUUGGAAUUAGGUCAUCAUCUCCAACACUAGACCUUCCCUCAGUCAUGUUACCUAAAUUGUGCUUUUGAGGAUAUUACAUUUCCUUUUAUCUUGUCCUUUGAUCUUGUCUGUCUUUGUGAAGCAUUGUAAAAAAUGCGCUUUGGCAGCAAAUGUUAAAAAAUCCAUUGCAAACAUGUCCAAAAAAAAAAGAAAAAAAAAAAAAGAGGCUUGUUCUGAAGUGCUCCUGUUCUUAAACUAAAGAACUAAAGGGGAGCUUUCCAUACUAUCUGUAUGAAGUUGGUGUGGGAUAGCCUGUAGGCAGAGAUGUCACUCUUUUGGUAAUUUUAAAAUGAAUAUGAUAAUUUUAUCAUUUAAAGCAACUUCCCAGUUUUUAAAGGCUUCAGUUCAGUAGUGUCCUUCCUUGUAUUCAGAAUUCUGAGCUGUCUGACUAGAUAGCUCUAUGGAAAUAGAUGGGGUUUCUGUUAUUUAAAUUAUGUACAUGAUUAAGUACAUUAGUGAGCAGGACUUGCAUGGAAAACCAGUUUUGGGUAGGAGUUUGUACCUCUACAAUCCCUGUGUCCUCAAAAGUCCAAAUUACAUACCAAAAGAGGAGAAAAACAAAAAAAAAAGGAAGACUCUUGUUUCUGCUGCCUGAUUCUUUCAUUGGAGCUCUCAUGCCAACUUUUCCAGACACAAGAUGUAAUUUUGGUACACAGUGAGUAGAAUUCAUCUCACUCAAUGCUAGCUCUGUGAAAGUUAGACAUCUAGUUUAAGGAAGGAAUCUGGGCACCUCUAGAGAGCUAUUAAUCUCCUCAGAUAGAUAUUUAAGGAAAGUAGAAUGAAUCAUGUUCUAGAGAGCAUCUCUGGAGACUCUGGAAGCUAUGAUUUACCUUAGGUUAGAUAUGCGACUUCAGAAUACUAAACUGAGAUUAAUUCCAUCCAGUGCUCUACUACCUGUCCUGCAGUGGCAAAAAAAAAACAAGAUUGGAACAAUGUUCAUUCCCAAACCUCAAAUCUAUCCAAAAUCUGUCCAGAAAGAAGCAAAUUAAAGAGAUGCUGACAACUUGAAAAGUCCUUGUUUUAAAUGCCAGGAUCUACUUCUGCACCUGAGUCCCGUGCCAAUGUCUGUGGUGUGUCUCUGGGGGCUUGGGGCUUCUUGUUUUUUUGGUUGGGGUUCUUUUGAUGGAGCUGCAUCCCCUUUCCGUGUUGUGAAAUCUCAUGUACCUAACUGGCUAUAUGUAUAGUUCUGUGAAAUUAACAGGCAAAUGAAAUGAAUGUAUUGCAGCUGUUUUUAUAACCUUUCAUAUUGCUGUUAUGAAGAUUAAGACUAGUUUAA
Messenger RNA from Pezoporus occidentalis (night parrot), 6847 nucleotides. RefSeq names its product F-box and leucine rich repeat protein 4 (gene FBXL4). Gene Ontology annotation, biological process: SCF-dependent proteasomal ubiquitin-dependent protein catabolic process. The coding region runs from base 494 to 2356 and encodes 620 amino acids. The transcript has 9 exons. Lineage: Eukaryota; Metazoa; Chordata; Aves; Psittaciformes; Psittacidae. Gene Ontology annotation, cellular component: SCF ubiquitin ligase complex. Gene Ontology annotation, molecular function: protein binding. The record is from RefSeq and is a predicted model, not a curated record.